GUUUGCUGGGCAGUCCGAAGCGGGAAGAGUGGCUUCAGCUGAGGCGGGAGAUGGAGGUUUUGACGGAUCUGUGGCUGACGCAGGCACUCAAAGCUCUCGCUCUCAUCAACUCCAGAGCGAACUGUGUGAACGUGAUGGUCACCACCACGCAGCUGAUUCCAGCGCUCUCUAAAGUGCUUCUCUACGGUCUUGGAGGAGCUUUUCCCAUCGAGAACAUCUACAGCGCCACCAAAACAGGUAAAGAAAGCUGCUUUGAGCGCGUGACUCAGAGGUUCGGCCGGAGAGCCGUGUAUGUGGUCGUAGGGGAUGGUGUGGAGGAGGAGACGGUCGCCAAGAAGAAGAACAUGCCGUUCUGGAGAGUGUCGAGCAGGCCGGAUCUGGAGGCGUUGAGUCAUGCACUUGAGCUGGAUUACCUCUAGACGGCAGCAUCUGCUCGUCUGCCAAGAACUGCAGGACCAAUCAGCAGGGAGCAGCAAUCUUACUGGGAAAGUUUGCUUCAAAUCAGUCCAAGAAAAACACUUUUUUUUCUCUCUUUCUCGCUCUCCACCUGAGAGGCUCGGCUCUUUCAUCCACUCGCUUUUCUUUACAACAGCACUGCACUGAAAACAAAGACCCAUCAGCGACUGAUUCAGAAAGCCUGUGUCCGGAUAACAUCCUAUCAUACUUCUCAUACUAUUUCUGCAUUACGCAGCAUAUAUACUGUGCACAGUAUGUGUAUUUUCUGUUUGUGCAGAAACCCGGAUGACAAUGGAGCACAAUGCAUGCAUAUCCCAGAAUGCAAUGCACUUGACUCGAGUUUUAACAUCUCAUCUCUUUGGACUGCCAAAAAAUGAAAACAGUUCCCACAAAAACUGGAUUAAAAAUGCAAAAUAACCUUUUUAUUUCUGAGAUGAUUAUUAGAGGUCAUGUGACAUCAAUGCAGCAAACUACUGUUUGAAAUGUUUAUCAUAAUGCAUAAUGUGUACUAUUUUUAUAUUAAGCAGUAUGCGGUGUAAACUGUGCUGUAAUGUUUGUUAGUAUUGCUUUCUGAACAUAGCCGUUCUGAAACAACCCAUUUUACAGAUAAAAGGGGUGUCAAAAUAGAAGAUUUUAGCAUUAAAAAAAAAAUAAGAUUUACAUUUCGUAAAGCAUGAAAUCAUAUGCAUUUCCAUGAAAAAAGACCAAAUUCAUAAGCGAAGAAAAAAAACCCCGAUUUGAUAGAAUUUUAUGUAAUCAAAACUGAUUUUUUUUCUUGCAAUAUCAUAUUAAAUUGAUUGAAUAUUGCACCAUACACAAAAAAAGGAAUCAUUAAAUAAAUAUUAACUGAAUUAAAAUGAAUUGAGACUAAAUUAAGAUAUGUGCUGUUGUACUAAAAUGGCAGAAAAUCUAACCCCUCACGUUUUAUACGAGUACAAAGUACUGCAAAUCCACUUGUUUGAAUGGAAAACCCAUGAAACCAUAAACUAACCGUGAAAUCUGCCAAAGUAUUGUAGUGGAUGAUACUGCUAAUGUUACGAAAAGAAAAGACAUGAUUAACUUAUGAAUGUCAGUGUCCUGUGAGUUUCUUUUCUUCCUGUGUCUCUGACGUGUGCCUGGAUCUUCAUGUGGCUUGUUACUGAUGUAUAUUUCUUUCUUUGCUGAAGUUGAUAUACUGUAUACUGUAUGUGUCGCUCUGACCUGCAUGUGCUCUUCACAACUGCUUCUGUUCGCUAUGAUUUGUAUAUAAGGUUUUAUUGUUGAUUAUUUCUGGGCUUAUUAUAAUAGAAUAAAGAUAAAUUAAUUUCA
Messenger RNA from Sinocyclocheilus anshuiensis, 1764 nucleotides. Its product is annotated as eyes absent homolog 2-like. Gene Ontology annotation, biological process: cell differentiation; anatomical structure development; positive regulation of DNA repair. Lineage: Eukaryota; Metazoa; Chordata; Actinopteri; Cypriniformes; Cyprinidae. The transcript has 4 exons. Gene Ontology annotation, molecular function: protein tyrosine phosphatase activity. The annotation marks the transcript as partial. The record is from RefSeq and is a predicted model, not a curated record. Gene Ontology annotation, cellular component: nucleus.